Vidua chalybeata is the source of this 1534-nucleotide messenger RNA. RefSeq names its product maestro heat-like repeat-containing protein family member 1. The transcript is spliced from 11 exons. Gene Ontology annotation, cellular component: cytoplasm. The coding region runs from base 1 to 1389 and encodes 462 amino acids. NCBI's taxonomy places the organism in Eukaryota, Metazoa, Chordata, Aves, Passeriformes, Viduidae. The record is from RefSeq and is a predicted model, not a curated record.
AUGAGGGAGAAGGGAAGGAGUGAUGCAGCCCUGGACCACAAACAAGAGCAGGAAUCCACCCGUGGCCGCUUCUGCAAAACAGCGCAGCUCGUUUGCAAAUUCAUCAGGAGCAUUCGGCAGGAAGAGACCAUCUCCAGGGGUGCUGGGCUCAGAGAAUACUCAGAGGUCCUCAAACAUGAGUCCAGUGCUGCCCUGCUGGAUUUGCUUGUGGAGAGGGGUGUUUUCAGAGCAGAGCAAGUCCCUGCCAUGGUGAGAUACAUCCACCAGUGGCUCACGGCCAAUGAUUCUGCUGAGCACAGGCUGGACAACACCCUGCUGCAUCUCACCGAAGCACAGCCAGAUGACGCAGUAAUGACACUCCUGCGUGUGGCCCCAUCCUGUGACAGAGCUGCCAUGGCCAUGUGGAAGACCAUCAUGUGCUCACCCAGGACUGCGGAGGUGGCGCAGCUGAUUCUCCUGGAUGUGCUGGGGAGCUGGCCAGAGCACAGCACGUGCACCUCCGAUGGGGACAAAACGGGUGUCUUUGCCCUGGCUGCAACGGUGGUGAUGUGGAAGAUCCUCCAGGAGCCCUGUGUCCCACGUAUAGCGACAGCGUAUCUCCCCCGCCUAUUUGUGCAUCUGCUCUUCCAAGUGUUCUUCAGCACUGAACAGAUGCCAAAGAAGGUCCUUACCUUCUGGAAGGGAUGCCAGGAGCAACACGGCCUUGCCACCAGCCCCAACAGGUUUGCAGUGCGGACCCUGAAGUCCCUGCUGUGCCAAAAGCAGUACAAGGGUGUGGUGAUGUCAAUGGAAUGCAAGCGUGGCUGGGACAUGCUGCUCUGUGCUGACACCCACCACUAUGCCGUAGGUCUGCUGGCCAGGGAGAUGCGCCAUGCUUCUCUUGAGUUGUGUUCCAGUAUUGCACUCCACCUCCUCUGGCUGCUCAGCACACAGGAGCCAUGCUGGGAUCUGCCUGCCCUCGCAUUCCUUGUGGAGGUCCUCGAGUGCCUAGAUUCAAGUGAAUGUGGUGACAGUGUUGUGGAGGUCUCAUCAAGGUACCUGCAGAGCGAGUGCAGGGAGAGGCGUCGCCUGGUGCUCAGGGCCCUUCUCAAGCUCAUUGACGAUCCCUCGAUGGCUGAAAAAAUGUGGCGCCUGACUGAAAGCCUCAUGGACCUACUGUGGGACAGUGAUGCUGAGAUAGCUGGGCUGACACUCAUCACACUCAGCUUUAUAUUCUUGCACAAAUCCAUUCUGAUCUCAACUCCCAUUGCCCUGCAGCUGGCUAAGGCACUCCUGCCACUCUUUGACCAUGAAAAUAGCCAGGUACAGCUGCUCUCCAUAAAACUCUUUCAAGACAUGAUGGGGUUUUUGGAAAAGGGAGAAAAGCCUUUGGAAAGGCCUGUGCACUAGAGCCUGCUGCCACUCUUCUUCCACUGCCAUGAUGAGAAUCAGCGUGUGGCAGAGGUGAGGACUCGUGGGCUGUUGCUGUCCCCUUGGGAGGGGGCUCGGCUGCCUCCUGCCCUGGCACCUGGCGGGCUGCAGCCUCCUCCAGGCC